Colletotrichum higginsianum IMI 349063 is the source of this 3198-nucleotide messenger RNA. Its product is annotated as GPI ethanolamine phosphate transferase. The record is from RefSeq and is a predicted model, not a curated record. Gene Ontology annotation, molecular function: mannose-ethanolamine phosphotransferase activity. The transcript has a single exon. Gene Ontology annotation, biological process: GPI anchor biosynthetic process. NCBI's taxonomy places the organism in Eukaryota, Fungi, Ascomycota, Sordariomycetes, Glomerellales, Glomerellaceae. Gene Ontology annotation, cellular component: endoplasmic reticulum membrane. The coding region runs from base 1 to 3198 and encodes 1065 amino acids.
AUGCCACAACAGAAAGCCACCCGAGCGAAGGCGCCGCCGGCAGCCGACUACAAGGCAAUCGCCGAGCAGUACGCAAAAGCGAAGCGUCAGAAGGCGAUUGAGGAUGCCAGCAGGUCGCCCGAGGAGAUACAGACCGAGAAGGAAAGGGCAAUGCUGCUCGAAAAGCAGCGUGAGGUCUUCGAGUCUCGGCGCAAGGAUGCGUACGAGCGCAGGUGGUGGUGGACCGUCGGGUUCUGGGCCUGGAUGUUGUGUCUGCACGCCGUUGGCAUUGCCUUCUUUACCAGCGGGUUCCUUUUGACACGUCUGGUUCUCGACGACAAGUCCAACUGCACGGCGCCGCCAAUCGAGCUCUCGUCAAGCUGGAAAGGCCAGGGCACGGUCCAGGGGGGUUGCUGGCAUCCCAAAUCCUUCAACAAGGCAGUGGUUGUCGUUGUCGACGCCUUGCGGUACGACUUCACCGUUCCCGUUGACGACCAGGCCCCGUUCCAUAACGCGCUUCCCUUCUUGCACGAGACCGCCGUCAAGUCACCGGAGCACGCCUUCCUGCGCCCCUUCAUAGCCGACCCCCCGACGACGACGCUCCAGCGGUUGAAGGGCCUGACUACGGGAACCCUGCCGACCUUCAUCGAUGCCGGCAGCAACUUUGCCGGCACGGCCAUCAAGGAGGAUAACUUGCUUAUGCAGCUGAAGGACGCCGGGAAGCGCAUUGCCCACCUCGGUGACGAUACUUGGUGGUCUCUAUUCCCCGGAUACUUCGAAGCCAACGUAAGCCGCGCAUACGAUAGCUUCAACGUCUGGGAUCUGCACACGGUGGACAAUGGUGUUAUCGAUCACAUCUUCCCACUCCUCGAGCAGGAGCAGAAGGGCAAAUGGGACGUACUCAUUGGACAUCUGCUUGGUGUCGACCACGCCGGACACCGAUACGGCCCGAACCAUGUGGCAAUGAGAGAAAAGCUUCAACAGAUGGACACUUUCAUCCGUGAUCUUGUGGCUCAAAUUGAUGAUGACACUCUUUUGGUCGUCAUGGGAGACCACGGCAUGGACGCCAAGGGCGACCACGGCGGAGAGAGCGACGACGAGGUCGAGGCAGCUCUGUGGAUGUACUCCAAGCGCCCGUUUUUCGGUCGGACGAAACCCGAGUUCAAGGAGCCGCCCGCGAUGGCCAAGGUUAGGCCAGUCAAUCAGAUCGAUCUCGUCCCGACUCUGGCAUUGCUACUAGGGAUUCCCAUCCCUUACAACAACCUCGGAAGCCCCAUCGAGGAAGCUUUCACUGGCAAGAAGGGCAAGGCCUGGGACAACCUUGCAGCCGUGUCGCGUAUGACAGCCGCCGGUAUCCAGCGAUACCAAGACUCGUACUUUGCCGCUCGCGGUAUUGACCAGUCCAAGAGCGCCACCGCUGGCCACGUAUCGCAUCUCUGGAGGAAGGCCGAACGGUCGUGGCAGUGGAAGUCAUGGCAAGACUCUCACGGCUUCUUCAACUUAUUCCAAGAGGAGACGCUGCGCAUUUGCAAGGAUCUGUGGGCCCGUUUCGACGUGCCCAAGAUGGUGACGGGCAUUGUAGUCAUGGCCGUUGGCGUCGUCACGUUGCUUGUCUAUGUCUCCCGCGAUGCGGACGAGGACUUUGCCGUUCUCGAUGACCUCGAGCUCGACCUGGCGGAGAAGAAGUUGGAACUUCAGGGCGUUCAGGGCGAUGCUGCCACUUCGUACAAAACUCUCCAUAAGAAGGUGUUCCUCACAGCCAUUCUCGGUGCCGUCCCCGGAGCAGCAGCUGGAGCUGGAUACUCCAUCUUUACUGGACCUGAGGAUCUUGUCUAUGCCUUCGCUGGCGCCGCCAUUACCAGCGCGAUCGGGGUCCUGGUUUCGUUGUACGGCUUCGGUAAGACCUUUUGGAAUCUUAUGCCGAACAACAUCUGGGGUUGGCUUGCUGUCGUCUUCACGCUCAGCCAGUCUCUUGGGUUCGCCUCAAACUCGUACACCAUCUGGGAGGACUCGAUUCUCCUUUUUUUCAUCACGACCUUCGGCGUGGCCAACGUCUUUGCCGCAUUCUCCGUACCAACAAGGAAGGAGCGCACCCUCGCAAUCUACCACUCGGUUCUCUUUGUCGUUCUUGGUAGAUUGGCAUCAUUCUCGAAGCUCUGCCGCGAGGAGCAGAUGCCCUACUGCACGUCUACCUACUAUGCUUCGGCUACUUCCUCGACCUCUGCCACGUGGCAACUGGCUAUCCCCUUUGCCGUCGCCCUCAUAUUGCCUUCUAUCAUCAAGUCGUUCCUCUUGCCCACCCGCUCCUGGGAGGGACUUGCACCGGCGUGGAUUGGAUACGUCUACCGCAUCGGUCUCUUCAUGUCGGCCACCUACUGGGUCCUCGAUGCCGCAGAUAACGGCGAGUGGUUUACAAGCCUACCGGACAAGACUCUCAAGACUGCUGCAGUCUACCUGGCGCAGAUCAUUCUCGCCUUGGUUUUUGUCGCCGGAACCACGGCGUUCGUAUGGGCGCCACCGUUGGUGUCCAUCCUGACGACACCGACCAAGACGGGAACCACCCAGAUCACGGUUUUGGGCUACGGCAAUACGAACGGGGCGAGAUAUCUGCUCCUGCCAAUGAACAUCGUGGGAGCUUGCAUUCUCCUCUCGAAGCCUAUGGGAGGCGGUGCGUUGGCCCUCUUAUUCUGGCAGAUCAUGUCACUCGCUGAGAUCCUCGAUCUUAACUCCCUGACGAACGAGGCUAUUGGACCCGUCAUGCUUGGAGUCCUUGGCAACUUUGGCUACUUCAAGACGGGCCACCAGGCUGUUCUUAGUAGCAUUCAAUGGGACAGCGCCUUCAUUCCGCUCUUCUCGAUCCGGUACCCGUGGAGUCCCAUUGUCGUGGCUCUCAACACAUUUGGCGGUCAGAUCGUCGCGGUUGCGGCUGUCCCGCUCAUUGUGCUCUGGAAGGUUGGUCCCAAAAGAAAGGGAAUCCUCGAGAACGUCAGCAGAGCGCUGGGCAUUUUCGUGGCUUACUUUGCUGUCGAGUCGCUUUCGACCAUGGCUUGGGCAGGGUGGCUGAGGCGACACCUCAUGCUGUACCGGGUAUUUAGCCCCCGCUUCAUGAUGGCGGCGACCCUGCUCUUGUUUGUGGAUUUAAUCGGCCUCGCUAUUACACUGAUUGGCGUAAGAUCCAACACAAUGGCUGUGAGUGAGGUGUUUGGCUGGGUUGAAUAG